Drosophila rhopaloa is the source of this 264-nucleotide messenger RNA. RefSeq lists its product as uncharacterized. Lineage: Eukaryota; Metazoa; Arthropoda; Insecta; Diptera; Drosophilidae. The transcript is spliced from 2 exons. The coding region runs from base 31 to 264 and encodes 77 amino acids. The record is from RefSeq and is a predicted model, not a curated record.
UUGAAAACCAUAUUACCAUUUGAAGUCACGAUGAAAGUAAUCCUGGUCCUUACCUUUUUGUCCACUUUGGCUCUUUCCCUGGCUCUUCCCCAGGUUGGGCAUGGAUCUCCAAACGGACCCAGUGGGCGCUUUCCUAUGACCAGAAACUGGGCAUCUCCUCCGAUUGAUCUGAGCAAGCCCAUUAUCUUCCUGCCGGAGGCCACGCCCAUUCACGAAGCCCAGGAAUCGCGAAACGGGCAGAUUAGACGUCGCAAGAGCGGAUAG